Molecule: messenger RNA, 516 nt
Organism: Hibiscus syriacus
Lineage: Eukaryota; Viridiplantae; Streptophyta; Magnoliopsida; Malvales; Malvaceae
Exons: 4
Coding region: 84-455 (123 amino acids)
Source: RefSeq, a predicted model, not a curated record
AAUAACAAUUUACCUAUAAAACCCACCCACCUGUCCCCUCGACUCUCCGUACCUCAUAGCUAUCUAUUAUUUCUCAGUUCAAGAUGGCGCCGGUCAGACGAGAAAUUAGUAAAAACAAAAGCUUAGUCUUGGCUCGAAGCCAUCACAAAUCUCAAAGUGUGAACAAAUGCAAGAGGAAUAAAUUAGCCGUUGGGAAAAAAUUGUACAAAUCCAGCAUUCAGAGAGCAAAGGAAAUUGUUCGAAUUAAGAGAAGGGAAAGUGGAUUGGCAAAGAUGAUAGAAGAGAAAAGGAUGAUGACCGAGUCACUAAGGGCAACCCAAAGAGAUGCGGCAGAGGCUGAGGAAAGGUUGAGGUUGAUGGAGAGGAGAAGGGAUGAGAUGAUUGGUAUUGCCAUCCUCUUUAUGCUAAUAGGGGUAUUGGACUCUUUGCUCAUGUUCAUGUUGGGUUUCUAUUGAAACAAAUGGAGUCUUUGAAAAGUUCAACAAUCAACAUCAUUUUGUGGUACACUUUACUUGA